AAGGAGGCGUUGUAAACACAAUAAGAGAGGUUUCUGCUCAAUAUUUCAGUAAAUACAUUUGGUUUAAAGCUACGUUUGGCCUCAUUCAGCCACAAAAUGGAUACGCAGUCAUAUCAGUCUGUACAACCGGGGGUGGGGAUGGAGGAGAAUUUCCUGUCUCUCGACGAUAUUUUGCUCUCUCAUGAAAGACUUCCCAUACGGACAGAGUGCACUUUUCCCCGGCUGGGAUUCUUGGAGAAGUCGAGUGACACGCAGGACAUACCGGAGGGUACAAAGAUGGAGCUUCCUCUGUGGCUCUCCAAGGGACUGUACGAGAAGAAGAGGAGAGUGUUGUCAGUCGAGCUUCCGAAGGUGUACAGGGAGGGCUGGAGGACUGUGUUCAACGCUGACCCCAACGUAGUGGACCUGCAUAAGAUGGGGCCCUACUACUACGGUCUGGGAUCCCAGAUGCUGCACUUUGACAACCCAGAGAACCCAGAGAUCGCACAGACGCUGCUGCAGACGUUCAUCGGCCGGUUCAGACGGACCAUGGACUCCUCCCAGAAUGCCUACAACGAGGACACGUCUGCGUUGGUGGAGCGCCUGGACUGUCUGGAGAAGGCUCUGUUCAGGUCCGGGCAGAGCGGCCUCAACGGCUUCCAGAGCUGGGAAAAGGGCCGUGCAUCACAACUCACCGCCUCCAGUCUGGUUCUGAACUACCGCAAGAGGAAGAUCAACGAUAUACAGCCCUGACCUCGGCCUGCGGUUAAAGAAUACUGACAUGGAGCAGAACUUGGUCAACUCUUCUAAGCACUGUGACAAAUCCACUCUCUACUUCUGAUCAUGCUCUCUGUGGUGGGACGACGGCCCUGUGGAGAGUACACAUUUUAUUUAUUCUGUCAUACUGUAUGAGCUUCAUGUAAUUUUGACAGUGUGUUCAUGAUCACUAGAUUUUUCAUCACUAGUGCUGAAAGUGUUGACUAAUAUAUACGUUGAGUUUUGAUGGACAUUCAGGUGAUAUAUAAAUAUGUUUCUGUUUUAAAUUUUCAUUAUUGAUUUAAUUGUUUUGACAAAUAUCAAGUAAAGAUUCCUAACAUUU
Molecule: messenger RNA, 1078 nt
Organism: Micropterus dolomieu (smallmouth bass)
Lineage: Eukaryota; Metazoa; Chordata; Actinopteri; Centrarchiformes; Centrarchidae
Gene: gins3
Product: GINS complex subunit 3
Exons: 3
Coding region: 97-732 (211 amino acids)
Biological process (GO): mitotic DNA replication initiation
Cellular component (GO): GINS complex
Source: RefSeq, a predicted model, not a curated record